AUGACACGCACCGACCCACCUGAUCUACUGGCAUCAACUGCGUACCGAGAUAUAGAACCCAGCCCCGCAUCCACACGUUCUGAGCACUUCCGCCCUUCCGGAAAAAAAUGUGAUGGUUCCUGGUUCCCCAGCACACUGGAGGAUAACCGGGAGCGGAUAAACAAAAGGCACUGUCGUAGCUUUGACCUGGAGUCACUGAGCGACCAAAGAUAUUGCACUUCCCUGAUGGAGUACACGUACCGGAGGGUGGAGAGGCAUGCCGUUCACCCAAACCUGGCCUGGAACACUCUGGGCCAGCAGGGCCCACAGCGGUUUUCUUCACCGGACCUCAUCAGUCACCGGCUUCCCGCUCAGUACAUCGCCGCCGUCAGCAGCCAAAAUGCCGCCAUGGUCUCCGAGGCGAUCGGGCACGAGCACAGGCAGCGGGCACGCUCCAAAAGUGCGCCGCGGGUGAAGACCGGCUUCAGCCGCGUGCCCUGUGAGGCGUCCCCGCCCGUCGGGAGAAGGGGGCGGGAAGUCAGCCGGGCUCCACGGGACCCCCCCAGGAGGCCCGAGUUGUCCCCGCGGCGGGAGCCCAUCCACACGGCUGCACCAAGCCGGCCACUCGUUAACGAAGUGCAUCCCAUCAAGCUGCAGCCUCAGAGAGGAGACACCAGUCGGUACUCUCCCCUCUAUGUUCCCGAUUGCUUUGUCAAUGAGAGCCAGCCUGAAAGGCAGCAGCAGCAUCAGCAGCAGCAGCAACCGGCCACCAGCCCUCAUGUCCGGUGCCGGGUGGACAUCAAGCCAGACGCAGCCGUCUUGCACCACGCUGGGAGGAAGCCUUCGGCAACACCCACCCGUUCUGAAGAGGUUCCCUGGCAACACUACCACACAGCCGGAGGCCACAGCCUGACCGUGCCCCGGCAAGCCCCCCCCUCCAGAACGGUCACACCCACCUCUGACUCCUAUGGCAGCGAAUACCGGGCUGCGUACCCCUACUCCAGCAGUGCUCCCAGUGGCUAUGUCCAGGCUCAGCCCAUGGAGAUCCCCCUGCCGAGGAUGCCCUCUUCGCGGGAGUACUACGGGAGAGAGCGGAGGGCCUUCUCCAGCCCUAAUGUGCUGACAAAAUUCUUCUACGCUGAUGAGCCUGUGAGCUAUCCCAGUCCAGGGCCAGUGCCUCACCCAAGGACUUACUACCCGGAGGAUCUUUAUAGCAAUCCCAGCCCAUCCCUUACCCCCAAAAUGCAGUAUGUGCAGCAGGAUCCCAGGGCUCGUGUGAUACAUGCCUCCCCAAGUCGGUCUUACUAUGGUGAUAUGGAGCUGUACCCCUUCCCUUACCCAUACCCAUUGCAAGCCACGUAUCCCAAACAAUACACCACAACUGAGCCAGGACCUUACAUCAUCCAAACACCCCCUGCUCGGACUUACUACACGGAAGAUCCCCGGACCUACCCCGUCCAGACUGUCCCACCCAAGAUCUUCUAUGUCCACGAGCGUUUCACCCCUCCAUCUGAACACCACAUCCCUUCCAGGGGGUAUCACACAGAGGGCCAUGUUCAGCGGCCUCGUGUUUCCCAGCCACAGGUGGAUGAUUGGUAUGGCUCAGAGGUGUCCGGCCAUAGCACCCACCACCCUUCCUCCCAGGCCUCGCAGUUCACCCCGCCCAGGGUGCGGCAGGAGCCUGAGCUGACCGCCUGGUAUGCCAACCCCUGCAUGGAAACCCCCAAGCUGGGGGCUAAUGCCCCCCGGAGCUACUCCAAGUCAUGGGACAAUAUCCUGGACACACGGGUGGAAAGGCAGCAGCCAAGAGAGCUUCAGCAACAGCAGCAGCCACGCGGCCAGAGCCAUGAUGAUCUCCUCUACCAGGGCAAGCAGACACUGUCCCCCGCUACCGAUGACAGGCGGCAGCCUGUGGUGGUCAACCUCUCUAGCUCGCCUCGCCGCUAUGCAGCCCUGUCCCUGUCAGACAACUCCCUCAUUGACAGAAGUCCCACAGAGAGUGCUGGGAGACUCAGUGCAGGCUCUGCAAAGCCCUGGUUUGUGACACCAGAGAUCACUAUCACAGACAACGACAUCCACCAAGGUGGCAAAUCUGACAGGAAGCAUAAGGCGGAGGAGAUACUUUCCCGUUCCCCAAGCUGGGAUGCCCUGGACUCUGGGGAUGGGCCAUCUGCUAAAGCCUCAUACCAGCAACCUGUCUCCUGUUCUGCAGUAGACUCCACCACCAAAGAGAAGACCCAAGACAGCUCCUUGCAGCAGAGCCUGGAGCAGCUUGAUGAGCUGCUGGCUGACUUAGUCAUUGACUACAAGCCCCCAGCCAGCAGAAGGCAUAGCGAGGACCUUCUGGGCCAGCUUAAGAAACUGAUUGGUGAGGAAGAGGUGAAGACAACAAGACCACCGGUGUCAAAAAAGGGUCUGUCCAGGGACUCCCCGGGCCCUUUGAGGAAACAGCCCCAGCCAGCUUCCAGAAAGAUGAUCCCCGGAGGCCCUCCAGGAGACCCAGACAGUGGCUGCGAUGGGCUUCAGCAGAAGAGCGCAGAAGAGUGCUCACCAGACGAGAGCACAGAUGAGGAUGACACCAUGAUGUGCUCCAACAGCAAGUGCCAGCGUACCGAGACCCUCUUCAACGCCUGCCUCUACUUCAAGUCCUGCCACAGCUGCUAUACCUAUUACUGCUCCCGCAACUGCCGACGGGAGGACUGGGAUAUCCACAAGGAGAGCUGCCUGUAUGGCCGAGUGGGAAGCAUCUGCCGUCAUAUCAUCAAAUUCUGCCGAGAGACAGCAGAUGUCCACAAGGCCUUCUCCCGUAUUGCCAAAGUCGGCUACCUCUCCCGGGGUAGGGGGGUCCUCUUCCUGGGUUUCCCCAGCGCAGGGUCAUCUGGAAACUUCCUCCGGUAUGGCCUGGAGAGCCUCCUCAUGACCCCGACUUACAUGUCCCUGCGUGAGCUGGACAGCUUCAGAGACAACCUGGGAGAAUACUGCAGAGAGCUCCAGGAGGCCGGGGAUCAGUAUGACCCGAGCGAAUGCUUCCUCCUGAACGUCUCCAUCGCCGUGGGCGAUCAAGUGCCUGACAGGCCCUCGCCACGGGUCCAAGCUCCAACCGUCAGGAAAUAUGCCAAGGUGUCACUGGCCUCCUACAGCCCUGAGCGGAAGGCCGCGGUAGCAGCCGCGGCAGCCUCGAGGAAGGAUAGUGGCAUGGAGACGUUGAUCCUCACCCCGCCCCCUGGAACCGCCAACAUUGAUCUGGAAGGUGAGGCGGGACGAAAGGCUCGCGAGGUAUGCUUCAUACACAUCCAAAGGGAGCUGAGGACCCGGGGGGUGUUCCUGCGUCACGAGUACCCCCAGGUUUACCGGCAGCUGUGUGACUUUGUGGAGAGCAAUGAAAGGUUCACGCCAACCACUAUCUACCCCAUUGACAAGAGGACCGGGAAGCAGUUCAUGUGCAUGAUCAUGGCUGCAUCUGAGCCCAGGACACUCGACUGGGUGGCAACCCCAAAUCUUCUCGAUGACAUUAUAUAG
This is a messenger RNA of Conger conger (European conger), 3498 nucleotides long. Its product is annotated as apical junction component 1 homolog. The transcript has a single exon. Gene Ontology annotation, biological process: cell-cell junction organization. The record is from RefSeq and is a predicted model, not a curated record. The coding region runs from base 1 to 3498 and encodes 1165 amino acids. Gene Ontology annotation, cellular component: plasma membrane; apical junction complex. Lineage: Eukaryota; Metazoa; Chordata; Actinopteri; Anguilliformes; Congridae.